Molecule: messenger RNA, 3047 nt
Organism: Bufo gargarizans (Asiatic toad)
Lineage: Eukaryota; Metazoa; Chordata; Amphibia; Anura; Bufonidae
Product: zinc finger protein 271-like
Exons: 4
Biological process (GO): negative regulation of transcription by RNA polymerase II
Molecular function (GO): DNA-binding transcription repressor activity, RNA polymerase II-specific
Source: RefSeq, a predicted model, not a curated record
UGUAAGAGUGAGGUGGAGGAGGACAUUCCAGGAGAUGUCACCACAGAAACUUCCAGUAAGAAAUCUGAAGAAAACAUCACGUUAUCCCUAAAUUAUAAAGAAGAGGAUGACAAUAUCGUGCAGUGGCCUUCUGAAGGAAACCUCAUUACCCUUAAUAUACAUCCACGACUUAACAGGACCAACCUAUCCUAUAAUCCCCCUAAUCGUGAGGAACGGUCUCCUGACCAAUCAAAGUUAGUUGCCACAAGCAUCAGGCAGAAAGGGGUUAAAAGGUUUCAAUGUGGUGAAGUGUUUAAAGAAAGCUCAGGUCUUUGUACACACAGGAGAAUUUACACAAGGAAGAAGCCAUACUCCUGUUUAGAAUGUGGGAAGUGCUUUACACAUAAUUCAAAUCUUCUUAGACAUCAGAGAAUUCACACAGGAGAGAAGCAAUUUUCAUGUUCAGAAUGUGGGAAGUGCUUUACAUAUAAAUCACACCUUGUUAUCCAUGAGAGAACUCAUACAGGAGAGAAGCCAUAUUCAUGUUCAGAAUGUGGGAAAUGUUUUACAGAUAUAUCAAAUCUUGUUAAACAUCAGAGAAAUCACACAGGAGAGAAACCAUAUUCAUGUUCAGAAUGCGGGAAAUGUUUUACAUAUAAAUCUAGUUUAGCUAAACAUGAGAGAAGUCAUACAGGAGAGAAGCCAUUUUCAUGUUCAGAAUGUGGGAAGUGCUUUCCAUAUAAAUCACACCUUGUUAUCCAUGAGAGAACUCAUACAGGAGAGAAACCCUAUUCAUGUUCAGAAUGCGGGAAGUGUUUUACAUAUAAAUCUAGCUUAGCUAAACAUAAGCGAAUUCACACAGGAGAGAAGCCAUAUUCAUGUUCUGAAUGUGGGAAGUUCUUUUCACAUAAAUCAAAUCUUGAUGUACAUGAGAGGCGUCACAUAAGAGAGAAACCCUUUUCACAUAGGAUGAUGGGCGAUCCCCCAUGUAAGAUUGAGGUGGAGGAGGACAUUCCAGGAGAUGUCACCACAGAAAAUUCCAGUAAGAAUUCUGUGGGAAACUUCAUGUUAUCACUAAAUUAUAAAGCAGAAGAUGAAGAUGUCAUGCAGAACUCUUCAGGAGAAAAACUAGUUAUCCUUAAUGUACAUUCAGGACUUCACAGUGCAGAUCUAUCAUAUAAUUCCCGUAAUCAAGAGGAAUCUUCUCCUGACCAAUCACAUAUUGUUACCACAAUUAUAGGUCAGAAAGAGGCUAAAAGGUUCCUCUGUGGUAAAGAGUUCAGAAAAAGCUCAGGUCUUUCUACACACAGAAAAAUUCACACAGGAGAGAAGCCAUAUUCAUGUUCAGAAUGUGGGAAAUGCUUCAUAGGUAAAUCAAGUCUUCUUAAACAUGAGCGAAUUCACACUGGAGAGAAGCCAUAUUCAUGUUCCGAAUGUGGGAAAAGUUAUGCAAAUAAAUCACAUCUUAUUACACAUGAGAGAAUUCACACAGGAGAGAAACCAUAUUCAUGUUCAGAAUGUGGGAAAUGUUUUACACAGAAAUCACAUCUUAUUAAACAUGAGAGACGACACAAAGGAGAGAAGCCAUAUUCUUGUCCAGAGUGUGGGAAAUGUUUUACAGAUGAAUCAAGUCUUGUUAGACAUAAGAGAAUUCACACAGGAGAAAAACCGUAUUCAUGUUCAGAAUGCGGGAAAUGUUUUACAGAUGAAUCAAGUCUUAUUAGACAUGAUAGAAGUCAUACAGGAGAGAAGCCAUAUUCAUGUUCACAAUGUGAGAAAAUUUUUACGCACAAAUCAAGUCUUGUUACACAUGAGAGAAUUCACACAGGAGAGAAGCCAUAUUCAUGUUCACAAUGUGGGAAAUGUUUUAUAGAUGAAUCAAAUCUUUUUAGACAUGAGAAAAGUCACAAAGUAGAGAAACAGUAUUCCUGUUCAGAAUGUGGUAAAUCUUUUACACAGAAAUCACAUCUUAUUAGACAUGAGAGAAUUCACACAGGUGAGAAACCAUAUUCAUGUUCAGAAUGUGGGAAAUGUUUUGCAGAUAAAAAAAAUCUUGUUACACAUGGCAGAAGUCACACAGGAGAGAAACCAUAUUCAUGUUUAGAAUGUGGGAAAUGUUUUAUAGGUGAAUCAAAUCUUGUUAGACAUGAAAGAAGUCACACAGGAGAGAAACCGUAUUCAUGUUCAGAAUGUCAAAAAUCUUUCACACAGAAAUCACAUCUUAUUAGACAUGAGAGAAUUCAUACAGGAGAGAAACCAUUUUCGUGUUCAGAAUGUGGGAAAUGUUUUGCAGACAAAACAAAUCUUGUUAUACAUGGCAGAAGUCACACAGGAGAGAAACCAUAUUCAUGUUCACAAUGUGGGAAAUGUUUUGCAGACAGAUCAAAUCUUGUUACGCAUGAGAGAAUUCACAAAGUAGAGAAACUAUACAAUGAAUGUGGGAAAUGCUUUAAAGAUAAAUCAACAUUUGUUACACAUCAGAGAAGUCACACAGAAAAUAAAUCGUUUUGACUUUUUAUAUGUGAAAAAUGCUUUGUAGGUGCAAUGUCCUUACUGCAAGUGUUAAUGUCACUGUAUUUUGUGCAUUAUAUGUCCCGUAGGCUGUAUAUUGAGAGAGAUAGGGGGACUUCCUAGCUACUGUUGCUAGGUAGGGCUGGCACUAUCCCUUCCUUUCUAGGAUGAACUGAAGUUCAACCUAGUGUGAGCUGCAGAUAAAAAACAGCUAAGGAGCAGAACUGACAGGGAGAACCUCUCACCUUAUGGAUUAAAAAGCAGCACAUUGACAAUAUAUGUGCCAGUUAUUAAAAAACUGCAGAAAGCUAAUCAGCCAUAUAAUGAGGAUUGCAGAUAAUUUUUAGAGAAAGGUAAUGCACUUCUAUCAAGGUUACAGAUUUCUCUGCAUAUUGGUGGGAACAAUAAACUCCAGGCUCCCCGUUAUAACAAAAGGACUGAAAGGGCCCUCUUUUCAUAGGCUGUAUUCCUUUGUGGAUACUGGGAACAUAUAUAUAUAUAUAUAUAUAUAUAUAUAUAUAUAGAGAGAGAGCAACCCUUUAAGCUAGGAAAGGAGA